This is a messenger RNA of Phymastichus coffea, 2057 nucleotides long. RefSeq names its product hexosaminidase D-like. Gene Ontology annotation, molecular function: hexosaminidase activity. The coding region runs from base 297 to 2039 and encodes 580 amino acids. The transcript has a single exon. Gene Ontology annotation, biological process: carbohydrate metabolic process. The record is from RefSeq and is a predicted model, not a curated record. Lineage: Eukaryota; Metazoa; Arthropoda; Insecta; Hymenoptera; Eulophidae.
UUGAUUGUAUUAACAGUAACAGCCUGCAAUAAUUAGUCUAUAAUCUGUUCAAUUAAGGUUUCAAAAAAACCAUUUUAUUAAUAAAUACGAUUGUGCAAAUGGAAAUUUAUUCUACAUAUUUAUAACGUUAUAAAAUAUCACACAUACGGAAUUCUGAUAUAGAAGACAUAGAAUUCUUUGAUAUAGCAAAAUUAUCAAAAUGUAGUUCUCAAUUUUACAUUAGUACAUAGUACUUUUUCGAUGACUGAAAUUAAUAUUUUAAGUGUAUCUAGAAAAUGCUGUGAUUUAGAAUCAAAAUGUCACGCCUAAAAGGCAGAACGUCAAUGACAAUCAUUUUAUUGAUUAUCUUUGCUUUGUUAAUAAUAGUGUACCACCUAUUAAGUAGUGAAGUGGAUGAUGUUUCAAGUAAGUUACAUCCACAUAUUAAGCUUGAUAAUAACUACUUGACAAGGAUUCCACAAAAUAUUUUAGGGAAAGAAAAAUUAAGAGCCCAAUCAGGUGAUAAUCAGGACAUGAAUGAAGAAAUUGACAGUAUUGAUAAAAAUAAUGUAGACAAAAGUUCUUAUAGAAGUGAAUCAUUUUAUAAAGGUCAUAAAAUGGUACAUCUCGAUCUAAAAGGUGCGCCUCCAGUUAUCAAUUAUUAUAGAUAUUUAUUUCCAGUAAUCAAAAAGUUAGGUGCUACUGGAAUACUUAUUGAAUAUGAAGAUAUGUUUCCAUUCAAAGAUGAUCUUGCUGAUGCUAGUGCAGAAAAUUGUUAUUCUGAAAGUGAGAUAUCAGUCAUUCAAGAAAUUGCUAAAGAAAAUAAUCUCAUUGUUAUACCUUUGAUUCAAACAUUUGGCCACUUAGAAUUUCUUCUAAAGUUAAAGAAAUAUAUAGAUUAUAGAGAAGUAUAUCGUUAUCCACAAGUUGUAUGCCCCACAUAUAACAAAACUCAAAGUCUGCUCUUUACCAUGAUAGAUCAAGUUAUAACACUGCAUCCUCAUAUACAAUAUUUACAUAUUGGAGCAGAUGAAGUCUACCAAUUGGGAGAAUGUAUCAGGUGUGCAGAAAAAAUGUCUAUGAAUCAAUGGAAUAAAAAACAGCUUUUUCUCAAUCAUGUGCAUGCUGUAGCAUCAUAUAUUAAAAAAAAAUAUCCCCGACUAGUUGUACUUAUGUGGGAUGAUGAAUACAGAGAUAUAGAGCCUCAAGAAAUAAUAAGUAGAGGUUUGAAUAAAUUAGUACAGCCUGUUGUCUGGAAAUAUACAACAGAUCCUAUGUCCGUUUUAACUGAUCAACUAUGGGAGAAUUAUGCCCAGGUUUGGAAAUCAGUUUGGGUAGCUACAGCUUUCAAAGGUGCUACAGCACCUGACAGAUAUUAUACCGAUAUUUCUUAUCAUGUUGAAAAUCAUCAAAGGUGGUUAGAAAUUAUUGUUCGCCAAUCUAAACGCAUAAAAUUUCAAGGAGUAAUGCUUACAGGAUGGCAGAGAUAUGAUCAUUUCAGUGUUUUAUGUGAAUUAAUACCAUCAGCACUGCCAUCACUUGCUGUUAACUUAAUGGUUUUGCAAUCUUCUGAUUAUAAUACAUUUCCUGUAGAGGUACCACGCCAAAUAAUGGAUAUUUUAAACUGCGAUGGCUUAAUUACUUUGAGUCUUCCAGAACCCCAAUAUGGAUGGACAAAGUGCAAUUACUUUGGCUCAUCCAUUUAUUCUGCUACAUUGCGUCUUCAUUCACUGUGCCAAGAUAUAGCAAGGAUGGAACAAGAUAGUACAUUCAAAGGAUGGUUGAAACCAUAUAACAUCAAAUAUGUAUUUUCAAAUCCAAGUCAUGUUGAAAGAGCAGUUGUUGAACUAGACAGAUACAAAAUGGAAAUAAACUAUAUAGAAAAAGAAAUGAAAAGUGCUAUGGAAGGAAUUUAUAAUAACUACACAAUACAAGAAUGGCUUGAAACUUAUGUAUAUCCCUUAAAUGAUAAAAUUAAUGCCUUAUGGGAUGCCAAAGAAAAAAUACUUGAUAGAGAAUCAUGGCCUAGGAGACCACUAGUAAAACCUUCCGAUACAUAAUACAUAGUUUUUCUUUAA